Messenger RNA from Pipistrellus kuhlii (Kuhl's pipistrelle), 975 nucleotides. RefSeq names its product ral guanine nucleotide dissociation stimulator-like. Bases 1 to 975 code for a protein of 324 amino acids. Lineage: Eukaryota; Metazoa; Chordata; Mammalia; Chiroptera; Vespertilionidae. The transcript has 8 exons. The record is from RefSeq and is a predicted model, not a curated record.
AUGUUUCUCUGUUGCUUCCCAACUUUCCAAGGCUCUGGGCAGAAGAAAGCCCAGAGUGAGAGAUGUUUCUGUUGCUGUAGGUGUCUACUUUGGCGCAAUCGCCACCAUGGAUGCCUCUUGCCCUCUGACAAGAGGCAGCCUCAGAGCUCCGAGGAGGAUGUCAUUGAGGAGCUGGCUGAUGGGUUUACUUACACUAUCAACUGGAAUAAGGGACUAGAGCACCAGGCCAGGAACAGCUUCCAGUGCAGGUCUGAGAGCUCCAAUGAGGACAUCUUUGAGGAGCUGGUUCACGGACCCCACUACACCAUCUGCCAGGUCAGGGUGCAGGUGCAUCAGGCUGAGGUAUCCUGUGGAGCAGUCAGCUCUACUUCCUUGCAGACCAUCUCCACCAAUGGAGGUUGUCUACCACGGAUGCAGCCUUUCCAUGCAGCUGGACAUUGCCGUAACUCCAUUCAGUGUGCAGCUGAGUUAACACUUAACCUACACGAGGCCCGCAGGAUGCGAGCCCUUCAGGCAGGCACACUGUGGAGAGUGGCAGCAUCGUUGGUACCAGCUUUCCUGGCUGGAAACAUCUCCCACAUCACCACCUUUAUGCCCAGUCACCCAGCCUUCUCUAGAGCUCAACAGUUCCUGGACCAGCUGUUUACGAGGUCCUGUCCCUUAUCCAUCAGAGCUGAUGUUUUCCACUUCAGGAGGCUACCUCCUUAUAAUGACCAGAGAGACACAUCACAGGACCAAAUCAAAAAUGUAGAUGCCAGGUGCAUGGAAGGCAACCUACCUCUAACCGGGGCCAUUGCUUCUAUGAUGGGAACCUGGCCCGACCAGGUGUGGGGUUUUGGCCAGGCUCUCCACUUCCCCUGGUUCCAGCUGAAGCAGGCCUCAGUGCAGGUCCACUUCCUAGCCUCUCAUUGUGUGGCCUGCACCCACCUUGUUUGGAUUGAGCUGGAGAAUCUACAAGGCCAUGUCAGAAGGUGA